This is a messenger RNA of Prinia subflava (tawny-flanked prinia), 4660 nucleotides long. RefSeq names its product calcium homeostasis modulator protein 6-like. The record is from RefSeq and is a predicted model, not a curated record. Gene Ontology annotation, cellular component: plasma membrane. NCBI's taxonomy places the organism in Eukaryota, Metazoa, Chordata, Aves, Passeriformes, Cisticolidae. The transcript has 3 exons. Gene Ontology annotation, molecular function: monoatomic cation channel activity. The coding region runs from base 1129 to 2235 and encodes 368 amino acids.
GCACAAGGUAGCCUGUGACAAGAGCUCCCUGCCCUUUUCAGAGAGUGAUGAACUGAAAAGAACACUUCAAGCACAGUCCCGGAUCUUGGAGACACCAAAUGGGAUAGUGUCAGAUUCAAAUGAAGGUUAAGCACACUUGCUAUACAAUAUUUUGGAUGUUGGUAAGUCUGCAUGGGUUAAAACAAAAGGUAUGAAGUACAGAUGAAACCCCUUAAAUCACACAGAGACUGAGGGCAUUGCCAAGCUUCCUUUGCCUGUCCCUGUGCUCACCACUCAGCUACUGGCUGUAGCUGAGAUGUGCCCAGACUCACCCUCAGACUGAUUAAUUCCUCCUGGUUUUACAUCCUUUUUUGCUUGCUAUGUCAUUGUAUUAUACUGUUGCAUAAUAACAGGGGCUCCUCCAGGCCAAGGCAAGCAUUUCAUUUAGCAGCACAUUUUCCUCUGCAGCAGCACCAGCAGCUCAGCACUGAGCAUGGCACAUCUGCUGUGAGCCCGGCAGCCACCUGAACCAGCACUGCCUGCUCUGGAGCCUCUGUGCCAUCCUCUCAGCUGCCCAAAGAGCUGAAAUGGGAACAGGAAAUUUUCAAAUCCUUGACCUCCAAAACACUCAUUUUUUUUUAUUGGCACUUAUCAGGCCUUGCCCAGCAAGACCCAAAGCCUCAGUGGUUUAAAGAUUAAAUAAACAACAAGGUUCAGCUGUUCUUCCCUUUGGCAAAGACAAAAAAAUCCAUCACUUAAUAUACUUUAAAGCAAAAAAAAAAAAAAGUAAGAGUUAAAUAAUCUCCAACAUAACUACUUUAAAAAUAUAGAUUGAUUAUCUUGAAAAAGUGACAUGAUUAUAGUUGAAUUUUCUUCCAUAAGAGAAGAGGCCAUAUUGUAGAGCUAAAAAUAAGGCACGGAAAAAACCCUGUAUAUGGUUCUGUGUGGUUUUCUACAUUUUAUUCACACUUUGAAUCUGGUGCCUCACUGAAAAGAUGAUAAGAUUCAAGCCAUUGCUAGUCACAAUGCACGUGUGGACAAACACAAAUUACUUUUAUAGGAACAAAUCUCCUCAUUGCUUUGCUGUUGAUAACUGGAGUGGUUUUCCGAUGUGGUCUCUGCUUGACUGUGCAGUGACUUAUUUCCUCUAUGAAGAGCUGUUUCUGUGCCUCACUACAUCACCACCACCAACAGAAACUGAAAGCUCUGCAAGCCUCUCUAAGCUGUGGGAGCUGCAGGACACUUGUCUCUCUUUUCUCCAUUUCUGACAGAGAUUUUGCUCUUCUCGAAGUAAGGAGAGACAGAAAAAUGAAUAGGUUACAGAAGGCAAUGGAUUUCUGCAUGCGCCACCAGACCAUUCUGGGUUACAGUAUCGUGUCCCUGCUGACAGUAGCCAGCGAACAGAUCUUCUCAUCUGUGGUGUUCCAGUGUCCCUGCAAUUCUGGGAACUUGCUGUAUGGUUUAUCCUUCCUCUUAGUACCUGCCUUCGUCCUCUUUCUGCUCGGCUUCAUGGUGAAUGCUAGAACAUGGCGCCUGUUGACAGGCAAGUGCUCUCAGGAGAAUCAUUCUGACUGCAGUACCUGGGAAGCCUGUGCCCACUUCUGCCAGGUGCUGGUGCCGAUGACAGCCAAAGCCUCGGUGGCCCCGCUCACCUGGAUAGCGGUGGCCCUGCUUGGAGCCAACUUCUACGAGUGUGCAGCCAGUGGGAGCAGUCUGCUGGAGAGGUUCUUCUGUAAAGACACUGGAGCUGACUGCCGAAACCAGCUGCUCAAAGUGCCUUGUGGUAAGGAACUAUCUGCAGAGAUAUCAAGUGGACGACUCAGCCUUCAGGCACAGUCCCAGCUGAUAGGAUGGUUCCUGAUAGCCAGCAUCACGACUGUGGCACUGAUUUCAACAUGUGUCAGGCACUGUUGCUCCCCGGUCAGCUAUCUUCAGCUCAAGUUCUGGAAAAUUUACUCAAAAAAAGAACAGGAACUCUUUGAGAUCAAAGCCAAAGAACAUGCAACCAAGCUGGCAGAAAGAAAUACAACUUGCUUUUUUGAAACCACUGAUCCAGAACCAUUUUGUACUCCCAGCAAUGAAGACUGGCAGAAGAUUUCAAACUUGUAUACCUUUAAUUCACAUGAGCAGUAUUACAGCAUGAUACACAAGUACGUGAACACCAACAGGGGCAGCAGUGCCAAAUUCAAGGAAGGUCAGAAUCUCACUGUCUUAGAAUUUGUGGAUGAAGCCCAGACAAGCAUUUCAGGGUUGUAAGGAAACAAAUCCUUUGCAAUGCUGGGAGUUUUUAAACUCUACUGAUAUAACAAGAGUCUUAUUCCCUGCUCUUACCAAAAUCUAUGCAAACUGAAGGUGAAAGCUGUUAGUUGUAAAUCUCAGUAGAUUUGCUUUUAAAUACCUUUUAAUCCUUUUGCUUAAGUACAUUUAAAUGGGCGUUUUCUUCUGGUGUUGUCUAUUAAUAAGAGUCAUAUGUAAAAUAAUCUGCAUCCACAAAGAUGUCAACACCUAUUAUGUCAAAUCAUUACCAAAACCUUAAAAGCACUUGGCACGUGAAGUGACAAUACCAAACCCUAUCAAAGAGACAAAAAAGAAAUGGAAGAUUUGAUUCAGAAAUUCAGCUUAGUUUAUUAGCUCUUUCUUUACAAUGAAACUUUCAUUGAUGCUUAGAGCAAGCUUUAGAUUAAAAAAUUAGCUUGUCUUGAGGGGUUAGCCUCAUGCAUGGCAGCGUAGGUGAAACUUCUAUAUGAACAAACAUUAAAAGCACAUUCAUACAUUUAAAGACAUUAAAAGUCUGCAAUCCAUAUUAGCAAGUUGUAAUAUUCUUCUCAAACAACAUCUUAUUGUAAGAAAUAAGGUACAAGUUUUGAGUGAAGGAUAAUAAAGUUCACUUUUCUUCUGAAAAGCUGUGGUUUAAGAGAGCAUUUUAGAUAUAUAAGUCCGAUUGUUUGGUGUGGUCUAUUUGUUUCCCCCUCCCAGAAAUUCUCUCUUCCUACACAAUAAACUCAGAAAUUUAAUAGACAGACAGACAGGAAUCCCAAGAAGUGAUUUGUUACAUUUGUUUUGCAAGGAAGGAAGAAGGGAAGAGCCUAUCUUAACUAGCUGAAUGUAGCAACCUUGGAAGCUUCUUUCUCACUAUCAACUAAAAAUAUAACACAUCAAGGCAAAACAAGAUUUAAUUCUGCAUGUAGAAAAGCGUUUCUAAAAAUUAUUCAUCGCAGUCACUGACUUGCUCAGAGCUCCUUUGCUUCUGAGAAACUUGAUGAUUAUGGAGUACCUGUGCAGGCCAGGGCUGACCUCUUAGAGAGCAUCUCUGCACAGAAGCACCUGGCUGUGUCGGUGGCUGGCAAGCUGACUACGAGCCAGCAGUGCCCCUGUGGCCAGCAGGGCCAGUGGUGUGCUGUGGUGCACUGGCAAGAGUGUGGCCAGCAGGUCAAGGGAGGUGAUGCUCCCCCUCUCCUCAGCCCUGCUGAGGUCACAUCUGAAGUGCUGUGUCCAGUGCUGGGCUCCUCACAACAAGGAAGGCCAGGAGCUACUGGAGAGGGCCCAGCAGAAGGGCCACAAAGGUGAUUUGGGUCUGGAGCAUCCCUCUUGUGGGGAGACACUGGGCCUGUUUAUUCCGGAGAAGAGAGGACUGAGAGAGAAUCUCUUUAAUACCUCUCAAGUGUGAGUGGCAAGAGGAGGGUGCCAGACUCAUUCCAGUGGUACCCAGCAACAGGACGAGGAGCAAUGGCCACAACCUAAAGCAUAAGAUGUUUCACUACACCAUGAGAAGAUUUUCUUUACAUUGAGGGUGGCAGAGCACUGGCACAGGCUGCCCAGGGAGGUUGUGGAGUUUCCCUCCUUGGAGGUAAUCCAGACCCACCUAGAUGUGUUCCUGUGUCACCUGCUCUAGGUGAACCUGCCUUGUCAGGGGGGAUGGACUAGAAGACCUUCAGAGGUCCUUUCGAACCCUAACAGUUCUCUAAGAAAACAAGGACAAUGUAGGUCCUUCACUUUCAAAAUAAUAAAAAUAAUUAAGAAAAAACCCAAAUAGAAUAUUUGGUUAGUGUUGGUGGAAAAAGUAAAAAUGGCUAUUGCAAAUAAACAACCUUUGUUGUGGUCAGCUACACGUCCAUCUCGACCAACUGGCCAUAACCAGCAGAAAUUCCAGUGAGGGCUUUUGCAAAAGCAGUGAAAUCAGACAAAUUCCACAAUACAUUUCAGCUCUAGGUUUAACAAAGUAAUAUAAAUUACAAAAAGAAAGAAAAAGGAAAAGAAAAAAAAAAGGCAGGGAAACUUGUUAGUGGUUCUAACAUAUUGUCACACGUACACGCUGCCACUUCUUACUGGUGCAGGUAACAGCAGUUGGGCUGAGACCAAGGCUGGAUCACAAAGAGUUUUGGUUUUGUUCCCUACACAACUGCUCACUAAAAUUUGCUCACUUCCAUUAUGCUGUGGCACCACAGAGCCACACUACUUAGACAAAGGGAGAGAGAUUAUCAUGAGGACUCUACAGGUCUGGAGAGAAUGAACCCAGGGUAAGAGAUGCUCCCAUCUGGCAUGAUAAAGAUGUGAACAGACUGAGGGGAAAAUAGGAGAAGGCACAAAACACAGUGUAAAAUCAGAGUUAAUUCCGGGCUAGACUGAACUUAGUUGCUGGUAUUUCAGCUUCAAACAAGCGUUUUUGUGAGGAGAGGCUAAG